Messenger RNA from Scomber japonicus (chub mackerel), 1540 nucleotides. It is a transcript of the gene slc7a6, whose product is annotated as solute carrier family 7 member 6. Gene Ontology annotation, molecular function: L-amino acid transmembrane transporter activity. The coding region runs from base 1 to 1488 and encodes 495 amino acids. Gene Ontology annotation, cellular component: membrane. Gene Ontology annotation, biological process: amino acid transmembrane transport. The record is from RefSeq and is a predicted model, not a curated record. The transcript is spliced from 9 exons. Lineage: Eukaryota; Metazoa; Chordata; Actinopteri; Scombriformes; Scombridae.
AUGGCCGACCACCAAGACUCCAAGAAGAUGAAUGACAGCACCGAUCACUCCUCCCAGCUGGUGGAGCCACCCAAAGAGAGCAUGCAGCUGAAGAAAGAGAUCUCUCUGCUCAAUGGAGUCAGCCUGAUCGUAGGGAAUAUGAUCGGCUCGGGCAUCUUUGUCUCCCCGAAGGGUGUGCUGUUCUACAGCGCCUCCUAUGGGCUGUCACUAAUCAUCUGGGUCAUUGGGGGCUUGUUCUCUGUGGUGGGGGCCCUCUGCUACGCUGAGCUGGGCACCACCAUCACCAAAUCAGGGGCGUCGUACGCCUACAUCCUGGAGUCAUUUGGUGGCUUCAUCGCCUUCAUCCGUCUGUGGACGUCUUUGUUGAUUAUUGAGCCCACCAGCCAGGCGGUCAUCGCCAUCACGUUCGCCAACUACCUGGUGCAACCGCUCUUCCCGACGUGUGAGCCACCUUACACAGCAGCCAGGUUCAUAGCUGCAGCGUGCUUGUGCCUACUGACAUUCAUCAAUGCUGCCUACGUGAAGUGGGGUACCCGUGUGCAGGACGUUUUCACCUAUGCCAAGGUGGCAGCCCUCAUCGUCAUCAUCAUCACCGGCAUCGUUAAGCUGUGCCAGGGUUACACAACCAACUUUGAAUCCGCCUUUCAAGGAUCAUCUAAAGAUCCUGGCAACAUCGCGCUGGCGCUCUACUCUGCCCUUUUUUCCUACUCCGGCUGGGAUACCCUCAACUUUGUCACGGAAGAGAUCAAAAACCCUGAGAGGAACCUGCCGCUGGCCAUCGCCAUCUCUAUGCCCAUCGUCACCAUCAUCUACAUCCUGACUAAUGUGGCCUACUAUGCUGUUCUGGACAUCAGCGCUAUACUGGCCAGUGAUGCUGUGGCAGUGACAUUUGCAGAUCAUACGCUCGGUGUGAUGAGCUGGAUCAUCCCCAUCGCCGUGGCUCUGUCCUGCUAUGGAGGCCUCAACGCCUCCAUUAUAGCUGCAUCCAGGUUGUUCUUUGUUGGCUCUCGUGAGGGUCACCUUCCGGACGCUCUCUCCAUGAUCCACAUACAGAGAUUCACUCCAAUCCCCGCUCUGAUCUUCAAUUGCAUCAUGUCACUGAUCUACCUGACAGUGGAAGACGUCUUUCAGCUCAUCAACUACUACAGCUUCAGCUACUGGUUCUUCAUGGGGCUGUCCAUCGCAGGACAGAUCUACCUCCGCUGGAAGGAGCCCGACCGACCCAGACCUCUCAAGCUGACGUUAUUCUACCCGGUGGUGUUCUGCAUGUGCACCAUUUUCCUGGUGGUCGUGCCUCUCUACAGCGACACCAUCAACUCUUUAAUCGGCAUUGCCAUCGCCCUGUCAGGAGUACCCGUCUACUUCCUGGGCGUCUACCUCCCCGAGUCCAAAAGACCACCUGUCAUCACCAAGUUGUUGCGUUCUCUGACUCAUUUCACCCAGUACUCCUGCUACUGUGUACUGACAGAGAUGGACAAAAGUGAAUGAAUAGCACUACAAACACUUUACCCAGCAGCUUCUGCAGCAUCACAGCUCACAG